AUGAAAUUCUCAGCUGCCUUGCUCAGCAUACUAGUGCCCCUUACCUCCUCCGCCCUAACCAUCUCCCCAACCUCGACAGAGAACAAUGACCCCGCCAUCGAAUGCGGCGACCUAGGCGUCAUGAUCAUUCCUGCAGCGGAUCUCCCCGAAGGCGUCCUUCCCAGCGACGUCCGCAAGUGCAGAGAGCAUCCACUCGGCCGCAACCGGUACCUUGAGAGUGCAUCGCUGGCACCGCUAGACCCGGUGGAUGUCCAGGCCUUGACGGGCAAUACGGCUUCAGGGGAAGCACGCUCAGAACCUAAGCACCUCAACACUUCCGAGCCACAGGCCUGCUACAGGGAUGCGCCGUACGGGUGCUCGAAGGGAUACUGCUGGAAGGUCUGCGGUAGCAAUGGCGAGUGGUGCUGGACGGCCAAGGGCGGUGGGGCCGGGGCUUGGUAUACCUGCAAUCGGUAUCAGAAUUGUGGCACUGGAACGAUGUAUGUGUGUGGAAGGAAUUGCCCGAGUUGUGGGUGUGGUUGUUGA
This is a messenger RNA of Aspergillus brunneoviolaceus CBS 621.78, 525 nucleotides long. RefSeq lists its product as uncharacterized. The coding region runs from base 1 to 525 and encodes 174 amino acids. The record is from RefSeq and is a predicted model, not a curated record. Lineage: Eukaryota; Fungi; Ascomycota; Eurotiomycetes; Eurotiales; Aspergillaceae. The transcript has a single exon.